AGUCCAUCCAAACGAAUUCUGGAUGCAGCGUCUCCAAUGGUUAUGCGACGUGUUAUCCCGCAACCGUCGGCCUCAGCAUCACCAUUACCUGGUCGUGGAUCUGGUUCAUCACGACUUGAAAGCCCGCAACCAUCCAGGAGGACCAUUAAGGUGCCGGAAUCUCCAGUAGUUCGUCGAGCGGCGACUCAACAAGCAAUGCACGACAGCAAUGAUUUCACAUUUCUACCACCACUAUCUGGACAUCAACAACCAUCGUCAGCUGGACGUCACGAGCAUAGUCCAGUCAAGCAGGUACAAGUGCACACAACGUCAUCACAAAUGCCGACGGCACCGGUGAAAGCUGUACCUGUACCGAGUCAGCGGAAUGCGUUUACGAAAAUUGAGGAACGACGGCUUGGAAAUAAAGAUGCUGAGAAUGAGACGUGCUCAGCUAUUCCAUCACCAUCUGUUCGUGCCAUCUCAGCGUUGAAACGAACUACAAUAGGAAAAGGUGCUGCCGCUGAACCAACUCCUGUGCCAACAGUGGAGAAUAUGACAUUGCCGUCAACGCAAUUCAUUGUGAGAGGUUCCGCUGCGCGACGAUCGUUGGCAGAAAGGAGUCGCCUUCGGAAAAAUACGGAGGAAUCGACUCCGCAUACGCCGACAUCCGAGAAAGCUCCCGAAAGUCAUCCUCAAGAGCCUAAAGCAGAACCGAAACCGGCCGAAUCAGCCGCAGCCCCCGAAAAUCUGGCAGAUACUGGAAGCCUCCCCUCCUUGGAUAAUGCGAAGGAUAUUAGCGAUGACGAGGAUGAAACAAUGCAGCAAUCGUUAAAAUUGGCUUUUGGAAGCGCAGGGCGUGGAGGUAUGUUUUUUUUCUUGGAAAAAAAAGAUGAGUUGUCAAAAAUUUGA
Molecule: messenger RNA, 888 nt
Organism: Strongylus vulgaris
Lineage: Eukaryota; Metazoa; Nematoda; Chromadorea; Rhabditida; Strongylidae
Source: the annotation of a GenBank genome assembly